This is a messenger RNA of Fukomys damarensis (Damara mole-rat), 875 nucleotides long. RefSeq names its product BUD31 homolog (gene Bud31). The transcript has 6 exons. Gene Ontology annotation, biological process: mRNA splicing, via spliceosome. Gene Ontology annotation, cellular component: spliceosomal complex; nucleus. NCBI's taxonomy places the organism in Eukaryota, Metazoa, Chordata, Mammalia, Rodentia, Bathyergidae. The record is from RefSeq and is a predicted model, not a curated record. The coding region runs from base 258 to 692 and encodes 144 amino acids.
GGGCGGAGCUUCGUGGGGUCCUCAUCCCACAGAGACCAGAAGGGGCGGAAGCAGUCUAUUGAGACGCGGAGACCCUAGGUGCUGAAUCUUCCGAUGAGACUGAGGACCAAAGAGGGAAAUUGAUCUCCAAAGUCAGAAUAAUUAGUAGAGUGAGACAAAAGUCCCUUGCCUAUAACUGCAGAGACCACAGAUCUUUCUACUUCGUUCUUGAAAAGAGACCCUAAGAUCUCUGCAAAUUAUCUUGUAAGGGAUAAAAAAUGCCUAAAGUCAAAAGAAGCCGGAAAGCUCCCCCAGAUGGCUGGGAGUUGAUUGAGCCAACACUGGAUGAAUUGGAUCAAAAGAUGAGAGAAGCUGAAACAGAACCUCAUGAGGGAAAGAGGAAAGUGGAGUCUCUGUGGCCCAUCUUCAGAAUCCAUCACCAGAAAACCCGCUAUAUCUUUGACCUCUUUUACAAGCGGAAAGCCAUAAGCAGAGAACUCUAUGAAUACUGUAUUAAAGAAGGCUACGCAGACAAAAACCUGAUUGCAAAGUGGAAAAAGCAGGGGUAUGAGAACUUGUGCUGCCUGCGAUGCAUUCAGACUCGGGACACUAACUUUGGGACGAACUGCAUUUGCCGCGUUCCCAAAAGCAAGCUGGAAGUGGGUCGCAUCAUCGAGUGCACGCACUGUGGCUGUCGAGGCUGCUCUGGCUGACAUCUGGCCCUGAGCCCUCUCCAUCUUAGACUUUGGACCUUACAGGUUCUUACCAUGCCACCCCCUUCCUGGGAGCAACUCUUCUUGGAGCAUCACCCUGGGCCCAAGAUGGAGCAUGAUCUUUUCAGGUGAAGGCUUGGUGUUCACCAGCUCUGAUUUGUAACAAUAAAACCUUUAAACCUC